UGACGAGAUAAUGGCGACCUUUACUGAUGGAUUAAAAGGUCGCACGGUUUGCGGUGAUCAACCUUCUUUGUCUUUGCCACCUCCACCUCCCACCGUGUCCUCCACCUGACUUGAAAUAUCACAAGUCCUCGAACGUGACUUUGUGUUUAAAAAAAAAAAAUCCAGGGAGGGAGCUGAGGUAGCGCUGCUCACAGUCUCUGCUUCUCAGCCUGCUGUCCCGAGCUGGGGGGAUGGGGUGAACCAAAAGCCUGUUAAUUCCUGUCUACAAAUAGAAAAUUUAUAAGCCGAAUAGACAAGUGGAGCGAGAGAAAGAGAGAGAAGCUGCACUCAAAUGAAACUCGCAGCCGUUGCUUCGACUGUAACGUAAUUAAAUACAACGGUUAGCUUGUAGUUGGAGCCGUUGGGUGAGACGAGAGAUUUCGCUCGACGCGAGGGCUUUAAAAAAGUCGCUUCUUAGCGACUAAAGGUGAUUAUAUAAUGAGGAUUUUUGACGUGGCUUGGUUAGGGACACUUUGGAAAUCCGUUUUAGGCGCAAGUGUUGCGAUAAAUGCGAGACACAUAGUGAUUUAAAAACAGGAAGCAAGGAGGCAGCAGACAAAGGAGGAAAGAAGAAACAAAGGAAGGACGUUUCACUCUGGCUCGGCUACUGAAUGUUUCUCAAAAUACCCCAGUUAGGGCUUUUUCUACCAACUUCUGGUGGUGGUUUUCAGCUUUAGUUUGUUUUUAUGGAGAAUUAUCCCCAGUUUCUGUCCUGUCCUUCACUGUGACUCAGGACUUUCCAACGCCACCAGCAGGGCCUGAAAUAUGAGCUUUCCCUUUGUUUGCUAAAGUUAACCCCAUAUAUGUUGGUUUAAACUGGUGUCUUAUAGAAAACAAGACUGAGGCUUUCUCAUAAGUUCCUGCUGCAUGCGAUUAACAUUUUUGUGAAAGGAAACUGUGGUGAGUGGUUGUGUCUGCUGGAAACUCCCUGCCUUGCCCUGUCAGGUGGGUUUUCUAAUGCAUAAUGCACCUCAUUAAGGUCGAUCUUGUCAGAUCGAAAGCCUUUGGUGGGUCAAAUGUCAGUUUUCUGAAUGGCGAUACAGACAUAACGUUUUUAUCACUAUACAUUUUGUUUAUUUAAUAAUGACUAAAGUGAAGAUCAAAAGCUUGUUGCAACUUUUGGCUAUAAAUUAGAAAUGCUUUUAAUUUUACUGGUAAAUCAUUUCAAUUUUGUUAGCUUUGUGCUUCGUGUUCUUUGAUAGAGAUGGCAGGUUUGAAUUAAAUGGAAAAAUUAACAUAAAUAUCACCAGUGAUGUUUUAUUCCUAAUGUUAGAUUUCUAUGUAGGGAUGGGCUUUUAUAGGCAUAAAGUUUUAAAUCUUCUGUGAUAUUAAUUGUGAUUGUAAUGACAAUCACAAUAGGGCUCUUUGACACCCAUUCCAAUCUUGGGACAAUUCAAUUUAUUUAUUAAGAACCACAACACACAUACCAAAAUACUUAGUGCAGCUUUUUUGUUUCAGAAAUUGGCAAUAUUUCAGAUAAUACAGAGUGUUGCUUGAUUGUAUAUAGAGAUAAAUCAAUGGGAGUUCAUUUUAAUGCAUUUGUUCAACAUGAGGGGGAAGGAAAUCUCAUCUGUCAGCAUUUGACCUGCCAGUCAAGGGAACACCGGGCGACACCAGCAUCUCUACUCUGAAUCUAUUCACCUGCAGUGAGAGAGUCUAACAAAAAUAAUUCACUAAAAAUAAAGACGGCCUGUUAUCAAAAAGUCACAUUGAGCGGUGCAGCUGUGCUGCUACAAAAACAAAACAAUAACACUCAGCCAUAACUUGAACUGCAGCAUUUUUUUAUCAUUACCCAGCUGUAGAAAAUAGCUCAUUUUGUUUGUUGUAAUCAAAAAAUGACUAAUUCUUAUCCCAUAAUCCUUCUAUUCACAGCAAAUGAUAGACAGUAUGAUUGCUUAACAACGUAGGUAUAUGUAGACAGGUCUGUGGUUCGUGUGGCAUGUGAACCAAAAGGUAACGAAUGAGCAAACAUGAACCAUUUCAUUUUGAGCUUUAGCUGCCAAUCUAGAGAAGACAAAGCAUGCCUUAAAAUAAUAAAUAAUAUAUUCAAUAAAUCCAGUUUAAAAAUGUCUUUAUGAAUAUGUUCUUUAUAGUUAAGUAAAUGUCAGGAAAAUAAAAUUGGAAAGAAAAACAAACUGAGGAGUGACAAGCUCAUUAUUGAAUAUUAAACAAGUGGCCACGACAAUACCGAAUUAAGAUGCUCUUUAUGGAACGACAAAAUAGUUUUCCGGUGACAUAAUUAUGUUAUUGAACCACUUAUUCAUAUCUAUAUUUAUUGUUAGUAUGGGAGGUUUUGAUCUUCCAAAUGUUCCUAGCUCACUCACUCUGUCUGGUGUUUUUCAAGAGUUUGCAGUUGAACAUGUGACUCAAUUGGCAGUGGCCUUUUGUAAGCUUUUCCAAGAGCUUUAUUGACACAGAACUAGCUUGUUGGUGUAAAGGGGCAUGGAAGGAGGGUGCGAGUGAGUUAGAGUACUUUGUGGCGCUUGCUGAUAAGAAGCCCCCAAGCGUUCAUGUACGCGACAUCCUAAAAAAAAACACACACCUGCCGGCCUCUCCUUGAACAUUGACUUGAUUUUUCUCCUGUUUGUCUGUCAGCUGGAUAUAAACAAGCUUUUUAAGACAAUAAAAGCGCUUGUCGAGUCACAGCAGAGCGAGGCCAAAGGUUGUUUACUAGGGAAAUAUGAGGCUGUUGAUGGGAUCAAAUGAUAUGCUAAACAGCCUCUCAAUAAGGAUGGGCAGAUCUGGGUCUUCCUGUCUGUUCAUCAGAGGUGUUUUUGAUGUGUUGCGUAAAAGUCAGUGUGUCUUAUUACACAACUUCCUGUGGUGUCCUGCUGCAUCAAAGGCAGACCGUAACGUCACAGCACUACAUGUUCUGCCAAAUUGCUCAAGCAGACACACAAACACACACACGGAGGCUUGUUUUUCUGUGGCACAGGAACUUUUCCCAACACCUUGAAACGCAGGACGCCUCCUUAAACUGCUGAACUACUUUGUUGCUUCUCUUUUGGCCAGCAGAAAGUGGCUGUACCUGACGAGAAAUGUUUGUCGUACUGUGGAGCAGCAGCUGCUUGUGAGUCAGAGCUUCACUUUGUGCUUUUAUUGUUAUGGGUUUCCGUGAAUGACCCGAUAAGGCCAUGAAAGGGAGUCUCUGUAGCGGCCUAUGAGGAAGAAGGGCCAGUUCAUCAGAAAAGGUUUUGACAAGAAGUGGACAAAACAAGGAACGCUGUGAUCGGAGAGCCGGGUGGAGGAAAAUCGCAAUGGCUCAAGAGACGAACCAGAGCCCGGUCCCCAUGCUUUGUGCCACAGGCUGUGGUUUCUAUGGCAACCCAAGAACCAAUGGGAUGUGCUCUGUUUGCUACAAGGAACACCUGACGCGACAGCAGAGCAGCGAUCGCAUGAGCCCAAUGGGCUCCACUGCUAGUCCUACCUCAGAGGCCUCAGCCAUCCAGAGACUAGAAGCCAGUCUAGCUAAGGUUGACGCCUCCCCUGCCUCCUCACCAGACAUGUCUAGCAGGACUGUUCAAGGAUCUCUUCCUGUAACCCAACAGAUGACAGAGAUGAGCAUCUCCAGAGAGGACAAGCCUGAACUCCUAGAGCCUGUUGUAAGCCAGCCUGCUGCUUCUAGUCCUUCUCCGGUAGCUUCUCCCAGCACUGAAGAAAGCAAGGGUGAAACCCCCAAACCCAAGAAAAACCGAUGCUUCAUGUGCCGCAAAAGAGUGGGCCUUACAGGGUUCGACUGUCGCUGUGGUAACCUGUUCUGUGGUAUCCAUCGAUACUCCGAUAAGCACAACUGUCCCUACGAUUACAAGGCCGAGGCUGCCGCCAAGAUCCGCAAAGAGAAUCCCGUGGUUGUGGCUGACAAGAUCCAGAGAAUAUAGAUGGGGGGGAUGGUGUUGGAAAUGAGGAAACAUCUUGCGAAAGACUGGAGAAUGAGUGAAAACCUUUGACAUGAGUGCAAAUGGCUAAAUCAAAAGGACUUGAUUCAUAAAAAUGAUGGAAAAAAAAAAAAUCGAGAAAAAAAUCGAAAGACCCUACCUGAGGGAGAUGCAUGAAUGAUCACUUUUUUUCAUUUUCAUUAAUUCAUUAGAUUGUUUUAAUCUCGUUUUCUGUGGUGUGAAUUUGCCGCCGUUGAGUCCUUUUCCUUUUUUGUUUUAUUUUUUGUGUUUUAUUAAGAGCAGACCAGGCAUGAUGUCCAGGAUAUGCUGUGCUCCCCUCACCAAAACCAGGUUGUCAUUUUGUGCCAAACAGCCAUUUUUACUAAACCCUCAAAGGAUUCAGAUUACAGAGAAAAAGAAAUCUGCCCGCUUUGUCCCUUAAUCCUAAAGAAAAAACGUAAGCAUCACUCUUGAAUAGGAGAAUUUUUUUUUUUUUUUUACCGUGUUUCUCCUAGCUUUACCUACCUCAGAGCUGCUGUGUUGUCUUCCCUUCUAUCUGAAUCCCUGAUUGAACCUCCAAUUAGCUCACCUGUGUUCACUUUCAUAGUUUGGGUUUUCAUAAUACACACAAAGAUCCCCCCCCACUCUUCAAUCAGAUCUGAACAACAAACCCGACUUGGAAAUAUGGUCCCAGAUCUGAUCGCAAUCGAUCGACUGGUGCCGGGGCUGAGCGCUGAUGUUCGGCCUGAGAGGGCAGACGCCGGCACCCGUUCCUGAUGUGCCGGGUGCGCCAAUUUCAAAUGUUGCGAGGGGCAUAAAUGAAUGGAAUAAAUGCAUGAGUUGCUUUUCAUCUGCUUUAGUGUUUCAGAAAUAUCACUCGCCUUAGGGUUUUUUUUGGGGGGGCAUUUCAUUUCCAGAGACAAUUAUCUGAUUUUUAUUUUAUCAAAUUUUUUUUUUCUUCUUCCAUUGUACUGAUGUUGACGCAUGGACUUGGUGCAUUUAUGGAUUUUUUUUUUUUUUUUUUGCGCUAACACAACAGUCAUGUGAGCACAGUGUGUGUGUGUGUGUUAUUACGUGGGUGUGUGUCCCCCCUCUCCUCCUUCCUCCCGUCCUUUUUAGCUGUGGAGCUACCCGGUUUAUCAGCACAUGUUUACAGAAGUACAGGAGCAUGCCAGAGCUAGAUUAAUGAAAAAUAAUAGAAACUGAGAUUAGACGUAACUUCUCAUCUGUCAAGCGUUUAUCGAUCUAUAGAGCGCAAGUGUGCAUUUGUGCGUGUGCAUGUGCACUUCCCUGUGCAAAAAAAUGAAAAAGAAAAGUGUGUUUUCAUGGCUGCCUGACACGUGUAUGUUUGUGACUUGUUACUUUUCCCCCAGUGAGAAUGCUUUUCAUUAAAAUAACUGAGUUUUUUUUCUUUUCUUUUUUUUUUUGAUUCUUAGUUAUAUGCAAAUUUGUACAAAAAAGUGAAAAAAAAAAAACAACAAACUGUGUUGAUAUUUAUGUAUUGCAUAUAAUCUUGCUAUCCAGCAUUACAACAGAAUAGUAUCAUGUAAAUAAAACUGUACAGAGAGACAUAA
This is a messenger RNA of Poeciliopsis prolifica (blackstripe livebearer), 5488 nucleotides long. It is a transcript of the gene zfand5a, whose product is annotated as zinc finger, AN1-type domain 5a. NCBI's taxonomy places the organism in Eukaryota, Metazoa, Chordata, Actinopteri, Cyprinodontiformes, Poeciliidae. The record is from RefSeq and is a predicted model, not a curated record. The transcript has 6 exons. The coding region runs from base 3297 to 3917 and encodes 206 amino acids. Gene Ontology annotation, molecular function: zinc ion binding; DNA binding.